Messenger RNA from Atta colombica, 1765 nucleotides. RefSeq names its product 26S proteasome non-ATPase regulatory subunit 13 (gene Rpn9). The record is from RefSeq and is a predicted model, not a curated record. The transcript is spliced from 5 exons. Gene Ontology annotation, biological process: ubiquitin-dependent protein catabolic process. NCBI's taxonomy places the organism in Eukaryota, Metazoa, Arthropoda, Insecta, Hymenoptera, Formicidae. Gene Ontology annotation, cellular component: cytosol; proteasome regulatory particle, lid subcomplex; nucleus. Gene Ontology annotation, molecular function: structural molecule activity. Bases 54 to 1211 code for a protein of 385 amino acids.
UCCAUGAAAAAGCAUGUUGUCAUUCGCGUUGUAUUGCCAUUAUAUUAUCAAGUAUGGCGGCGGCCGUGGCAGUGAAGGAUCUUAACACUUUUCUCAGCCAAAAGCAAAAUGUUGCCGAUAAGGAGCUGGCCGCAGAGUGGGCACAGCUUGAGGAGCUGUACAGUAAACGGCUUUGGCAUCAGUUAACAUUGAAACUGGAAACGUUUGUGAAACAUCCGAUACUCCAACAAGAGGAUAAUCUCGUACAACUUUACGUUAACUUCUUGUCAACCUUUGAAAACAAAAUAAAUCCAUUGUCGUUGGUGGAGAUAUUGGCGCAUGUAGUUCCACAAUUACAAGAUAAUCAAGAUGCGAUUAAAUUCUUGGAGAAGACUGAGACAAAGGUCCAAAGCAACAAUGAAGCUAUUGCUCUUUGUAAGGUUCUCAAGGGUCAAAUUCUGUUGGAUAAACUCAAUAAUCAAGAACAAACAAAGAAGAUCAUAGAGGACGUAGAAGCUAUGUUGGACAACGCCGAUGGCAUUACGACGGUUCAUGGACGUUUUUAUCUUCUUGCCAGUCGGUUAUAUAGAUUACAGGGCAAACACGCGGAAUAUUAUCGUACAGCGUUAAGGUAUCUAGGUUGCAUCGAAUUGAGCAGCUUGAACAGACAAGAGCAAGAACAACAUGCUUUCUUUCUCGGACUUGCGGCGCUUCUGGGUGAAGGCGUCUAUAAUCUCGGAGAAUUAUUAGCACAUCCAGUCUUGGAAUCGUUAAAAGGUACUCCGAACAAUUGGCUUGUCGAUUUGUUGCAAGCCUUCAAUGCCGGUGAUAUCAUUGCAUUAGAGAGAUUGAAGCCACAAUGGAGCAAAGUAGCUGAUCUAGCAGCACAAGAAUUAAAAUUGAGACAAAAGAUUUCAUUGCUGUGUCUCAUGGAAAUGACUUUCAAGCGGCAAGCAAACAAUCGACAGCUGACGUUCACGGAGAUCUCUCAAGAGACACGUCUACCUCUUGGUGAAGUAGAAUUGCUAGUUAUGAAAGCUCUUGCCCAGGGUCUCGUGCGAGGUGCCAUAGAUCAAGUGGCGGGCACUGUUAAUAUGACUUGGGUGCAACCACGUGUCCUAGAUCGCAGCCAGAUCGCCGGGAUGGUGCAACGUCUGGAUGGAUGGUGCAAAGAUGUUAGUUCGAUGGAGAAACUCUUGGAAUCAAGAGCCUCUGAAAUCCUCACUCUCUGAGAAUACAGACCUUUCGGUUUACUUGUUUGUUAUGUCAGCAGAAUGUUGGUUCGCAUACUCGCAAUUAUAAAAUCAGUUUCUUAACACGUCGCCAAUAAAUACGAACAAUUAUUUAUUACAUGUGCACUUAGAAUUCUUUGUAUAUCUUUUCUCUUCUUUCGAUUAAAAACGAAAAACAGGUUGGUAUCAAUUGUAAUUUUUUUAUAUUAAGUUAUAAGAAAAUACAAAAUAAAAACAAGAAGUAAAUGUUUUAUUUGAAAAUUGGUGAAAAUACAUCGUUCUAAUUGUCAGUGCGUUUUAUAUUGGUAAAUAUUGGUAAUGAAUGCUAAAUGCUGUCCUCUUUUAUAUAAUAUUAAGUAUCUGUACUUAAGUACAGUUUAUGAGUUAUACAAUUUUAAGUAAAAAUAGCAUAUAGCAAAUAUAUUAUUAAUCCUAUUUACAAUUAUCUUAUACGUAUUACAUGUAACAAAUAAACAAUCAAGCAAUGAAUUGGAUUCGAUACGAAUUGGCAACAAUUUGGGAUAGUCUUAUAAUAAAUAUAUAAAAGCUAAAAA